This is a messenger RNA of Mytilus trossulus (common blue mussel), 1415 nucleotides long. RefSeq names its product 4-hydroxyphenylpyruvate dioxygenase-like protein. Bases 87 to 1322 code for a protein of 411 amino acids. Gene Ontology annotation, molecular function: 4-hydroxyphenylpyruvate dioxygenase activity. The transcript has 5 exons. The record is from RefSeq and is a predicted model, not a curated record. NCBI's taxonomy places the organism in Eukaryota, Metazoa, Mollusca, Bivalvia, Mytilida, Mytilidae. Gene Ontology annotation, biological process: aromatic amino acid metabolic process.
UUAAAACAAUUUACUGACUUAGAAAAUAAAAGAAGAGUACUUCCGGUAGCAGCCGAUAUUUUGAUUUACAGAAAAAAGCCGGCUUAAUGGAUAGUUAUAGCCUUCAUCACGCAGAAUACUAUGUCAGUGACGGAGAAAAAUUAACUCGAGAACUAACAAACAAAUACAAAUUUGCUUUGAUUGCCAAACGUUCAAUCAAAUCGCAUAAUCAGUGGGUACUUUGUUCUGGAAAUGCCAAAUUUUUGAUUACACAACCCAAGACAUUUGAUGUUUCUGAUGCAAUUACAGAAGAUCACUUAGAGGAUCCAUAUAUUUCAAACCAGUAUCUAUCAUUAGGCAAAAACAGAGCUGUCAACUCUGAAAAUGUUUCAAAACCAUUUGUAAACACAGUUAGCAACAUAGCCUUGAAGGUCAAAGAUGUCAAGCAUUGUGUACAGAGAGUAUGUCAGGCAGGGGGAGAGGUACUGGAGCCUCUAAAUGUGAUCUCAGACAGUAACGGUUCAGUAGAAACAGCCAUAAUAAAGUCUUGUAUUGGAAAUGUUAUACACACUCUUGUUGACGAUAGUAAAUAUAAAGGAUGCUUUUUACCAGGUUUCGAAAAUGUGGAUAAUCCAUGCGGUGGCUGUGAAAACCCUUUAGUCACUCAUAUAGAUCACGUUACAUUUGCAUGUGCUCUCGGUGCUUCAGGAAAAGUAUUGGACUGGUAUGAGAAAAAUCUUGGAAUGAACAGAUUUUAUAUAAACAGUGAUGAAGAUACAGAUGACGGCUUUGUCAUUGACACUGAGGAUAUUGGAAUACGUUUGAAAGCCUUUGAGUACUGGAAAUGUGCUGAAACAGGUUUAUAUUCUCAGGGUCCAGAAAACAGCCUUAAAUUUGUAAUUGCUGAAGCACUUGAAGGACAAGGACCAAAUCAGAUUGACACUUUCUUAGAAGAACACAGGGGAGAUGGUAUACAACAUAUUGGUUUACAUACAGAAAGUAUUGUCAAUGCUGUGUCAACAUUACAAGAACAAGGUGUCAAUUUUGUUGAACCGCCAUAUACUUACUACACAGAGGUUGGAAAACUGAGGGAAAUGGAAGAAAUAAAUGAGGAUGUAGAAGUACUUAAAAAGUAUGGAAUAUUAGUUGACAAUGAGGCUGAUCCAGAUACUGAUUCAUGUGAACAUAGAUAUUUAAUGCAAAAGUUUACGCAGCCUUUGUUUGAUGAAAAGACAUUUUUCCUGGAGAUAAUUCAAAGAUUUGGAGCCCGAGGAUUUGGAUCAGGGAAUAUAACAGCAUUAUGGAGAUCCAUGCAAGCUUAUUUAUCUGAGGCAAAGAGUUGAUGAUAAUUCAGUUUAAGGCUUCUGAAAUCUCAAUCUUUUGUGAUAAUCGUAUUAUAUUUAUAAAAUAUUACCAGUGAUUUUUGUAAUAAAAAG